Messenger RNA from Paralichthys olivaceus (Japanese flounder), 6705 nucleotides. RefSeq names its product coiled-coil domain containing 88C (gene ccdc88c). Gene Ontology annotation, cellular component: cytoplasm; centrosome. Gene Ontology annotation, molecular function: dynein light intermediate chain binding; microtubule binding. Lineage: Eukaryota; Metazoa; Chordata; Actinopteri; Pleuronectiformes; Paralichthyidae. The record is from RefSeq and is a predicted model, not a curated record. Gene Ontology annotation, biological process: cytoskeleton-dependent intracellular transport; cytoplasmic microtubule organization.
UCAGAGUCCGGUUGAUGGAGAGAAGGAGAAGAGAAAGCCGCAGAGACGCGGUGGACAUGUAGGAACAACGGAAACAGCAGCCCGAACGCUCCAUGUCCACCUCACGUCUUGUUGUUUUUUUGUUUUACUUUUUUCUACUUUGUUGACUUUUCUUUUUUCCACGGUGGUUUCGUCGCUUUACGGCCCGAGUCCUGUAUCCCUUGGCAACGCGACCAACUGUCCUGCGAAGUUUGGAUCAAGUGUUUUACUGCAGACGGAAAACUGGCUGGAUAUUAACCCGCUGAACCACCGGAGCUUCCCCUGGGGCAUGCUAGCGUGUUGGAAAGUUCUCCAAACUCCCCCCCCCCCCGUUCUUAUCUAACUUCUUUUUUAAUUUGAAACUUUGUGUUUAGGGAAACGGCACAGCGCGAGACAAUAGUGGUGAGGGGGAGAGGGAGCUCGUGCACGGGUGAGGUAGAGGAGGGAAGGGGGAGUCGGUGCCUCGCGGGGGCUUUGUUCUGCCCAGAGUCGAGGUGCCGGAUAUCGACCGAGCGAGCGGCGGAUUUAAUGAUUAGUUGCUGAUUAGAAAGCGGAGCUGGAAGCCGUGGGAACAACCAUGGACGUGACUCUGUCCGAGUUACUGGCCACUUUCAUGGAGUCACCGCUGGUGGUGUGGGUGCGGAUGUUGGGCCCGCUGGGUUCAUGUGACGAUGUGGGCUCAGAGGAGCGAGUCAGCAUGUUCAUGGAGCUGGUGGACGGUGUUUUCCUGCACAAGAUCAUGACACACAUUGACCCUAGCCCCAGUAAUCAGAGACUGAACAAGAAUGUGAACAAUGACUUGUCGCUUCGCCUUCACAACCUGAGUGUUCUCACCAAACACAUCAGAACGUACUACCAGGAGAACUUACAGCAGUUAAUAGUCAUGCCCCUUCCCAACAUCCUCUGCAUCGCUAAGGAUCCAAUAUCAGCCAAGAGCAUGGAAGAACUGAAAAGACUUUUGUUACUGAUACUAGGCUGUGCUGUUCAGUGUGAGCGUAAGGAGGAGAUGAUAGAGAAGAUCAAACUGCUGGACAUUGAGACCCAGGCCGCCAUUGUCUCUCACAUCCAGGAGGUUACCCAUAACCAACAGAAUGUACUCGACCUUUCCUGGCUGGAGGAAGGAGCAGAGCUUGUGCAUGAAGAGCUGGAGCCUCUGUCCCGUAACAUGGCCACGUCACUACAGCAACUGAUUGACCAGAGAGACAAAGCCAGUGAGGUGAUUUUGGAUUUGAGCCAGGAGAGGGAUUACCUGUUCAGUCAGCAGCCCCAGGAAGGAUGCAGGAACCUGGGCACGAGCAGCCCACAGCGAGGGCAGAGCACUGGAGGUGUGGGAAUGAAUGUUGGAGGAUCAGCUCUGACCAAAGAAGAGAGACAGCAUCUGUCUGUGGAGCUUGCUGAUACCAAGGCCAAGCUUCGCAAAUACAGACAAGACCUUGAGGAGAAAACAGAGCAACUGAUGGAUUCAAAACAUGAAGUGGAGCGUCUGGAUCAGGAGUUACAGAAAGUAAAACAAGAGAAUCAGUCGCUAUCUUGUGAGGCUCGCUCAGCCCGAGUGUACCGGGACGAGGUGGACUCUCUGAGGGAGAGAGCAUCCAGGGUGGACAGGCUGGAGACUGAACUGACCAGAUGUAAAGAAAAGCUCAAUGAUGUUCACUUCUACAAGACCAGAGUAGAGGAGCUUCGUGAGGACAACUUUACUCUGAUGGAGACAAAGAUGUUGCUGGAAGAGCAGCUGUCAGCCUCUAGGGGGCGCUUUGAAAAACUUCACACACUGGAGAAAGACAACCUUUUACUACGGGCUAAGAUACACGACCUGGAAAUGGAGAGGGACAAUGAACGUCAGAGGCUGGAGGAGCUUGUGGAGGAGAACAUGCUGCUGGAGAUCGGACAGAAACAGAGUAUGAACGAGUCAGCUCAUCUCGGCUGGGAGCUGGAGCAGCUGAGCAAGAACCACGAAAACACUAACACAGAGACCCGUAAGUCACUGGUCCAUGAGCUUAACGAGUGUGUUUCCAGUCGAGUGUUGAAGCUGGAGAAGGAAAACCGGGAGCUUCAGUCCUCUAUAGACAGACUGAAAGAAGACAACCACCUCCUGCAGCAGCAGCAGCUCCACACCCAGGAGCUGGACAGGGAGAACCAGAGUCUCAGCAAGAAGUUGGAGCGUCUCCAGGGCUUGCUGGACCAGGAGAGACUGACCAAUCAGGACAUGGAAUCUCUGGGGGAGGAAAUUUUGAAGGAAAAGCAGAGUCUGGAGAGAGAAAUGCAUGUUCUGAGGGCAGAGAAGGAUCAGCUGAUCUCAGAGUUGGAAAGUGAGAAGCAGCACCUGUCUGAUGCGGUGGUGUCCCUUCAGGAGCGUGCACAGUCCAACAGUGAGGCAAGAGUCCGUGAGGUGGAAGCAGAGAAUAGUUUACUUCACCAGAGCAUCACUGACACCAGCUCCCGACUGGCCAGCUUGGAAACUCAACUCAAAGUAACAAAUGAGGAGGCAGAGCGGCUGAGGGAGAGGGCAGGACGGUGUGUGGAGGCAGAGAGAGAGGCAGCAAGGCUGGAGCGGAGCAGGGACACCCUGAACAGAGAAGUGGUGUCUCUGCGUACAUGCAGCGAGCGGUCAGAGGCUCUUGAGAAGCAGGUGUCCUCCUUUGAGCAGGAGGUGCACAGACUGAAGAGGGAGGCAGUGGAAGCCCAGCAACAGCUGCAGCAGCUGAACAGGCACGAGGUAGAAAACAGCCUGAUGUCAAAGGAGAACCUGGACCUCCGCUGCUCACUGGAAAACUUGCGCUCCUCAUCUGCUCGUCUAGCUACCCUGCAGGAGGAGCAUACGGAGGUCCAGAGAGAAACACAGGAGCUGAAAAGGAGGCUGGAAGAGGUCAGAGAGGAGACACAAACAGAGAGGAAGAAGGCAGAAAGGCUGGAGGUGAACAUGGCAACUCUGAAUCAGGAGAAGCAUCGAUUAGAAGAGGAACUAGAGAGGAGUAAAGAGGAGAGGGAGGAGGUAGAGAGGGAGAGACAGGAGAUGCAGAGCAGAGAGGAGGAAUGGAGAAGGGAAGUAGAGGACCUGAAGGAGGAGCGUAAAAGGAGGGUGGAAGGAGACAAGGAGAGGAGGAAGCUACAACUGGACCUGGAGCAGUCAGAGAAGGGCAGAAAGCAUCUGGAGAAAGAGAGCUUGAAGAUCAGAACUCUGCUGGAGGGAAAAAAGACAGAACUUGAGGAGAGGGUCAGGCAAUUGGCUACAAUUGAAAAGGAAGGCGGGGCUCUGAGUAAGGAAGUGGACAGGCUGAAGGAGGUGGCAGUCAAAGCCAAAGAGCUGGAGCGGGAGAACAAGGAGCUACAGAAACAGGCGACUAUUGACAAGAGAACUCUGGCUACACUGAGAGAGGAGCUGGUGUCAGAGAAGUUGAGUGUUCAGCAGCAGAGUGUUGAGUUAGAAAGACUCAAUGAAGAACUGGAGAAGAUUGGACUGAACAGAGAAAAACUACUGCAGCGGGAGCACACCCUGGAGGACAGCAGGUACAGGCUGCUGGAAUCUCGGCUGGAGGAAACUGUCCAACAGACAAUGAAGAUUAAGGAGGAAAAAAUAUUCACUCUGGAAAAGAAGCUGCAGGAGAGCAACACACGCAACGCUACAUUACGAGCUGAGCUAGCCAAUGGUCAGAAGACAGUGUCUUCCCUGAGUCAGACCCAGGAGGAGGAAGAAAACCACAUCUCCCAGCAGCGCUUAGGUGGUGACAAGAGUCAGAGGUCUGCCACUGCGGAGCUUCUACGAAUCAAAGAUCAUCUUAUUGAUGUAGAAAAGAAGAAUGCCUCCUUGGAAACAGAGAGCAGUCUGUUGAAGGAGCAGCUUAGACAGCUGGAGAACCAGAACAAUUCUCUUAACAACCAGAUGUUGGCGCUGCAGCGACAUACCACCACCUUGCAGGAACAGAACUCAUCGUUACACACACAGACAGCAAAGCUGCAGGUGGAGAACUCAACACUUUCCUCUCAGAGUGCUUCUCUCAUGGCCCAGAAUGCUGUGCUGCAAGGCCAAGUCACUGCCUUGGAGACAGAGGUAGAGUCGUGGCAGCGACAGCGUGAGGAGGCGUGGCGGGGUCGGGAAAGUGUGCUCAGCGACCACGAACGCCUUCUGAGCGUCCAUGAGAGGCAAGCGCACGAGUAUGAGCAGCUGAUCAGUCAGCACGCUGCACUGAAAUGCAAACAGAGGACGCUAGAGAAUGAACAAAGGACUCUGCACAGCAAGUAUUGUGUUUUGCUGCAGCAGAAGGAGAAAUGGGAUGAACAGGAGGGGCACGGUCAGAAAGAUAAGGAGGAACUAAACCAGGAGAUCCAGAAGAAUCGGCUACUGCAGCAAGAGAAUCUGCAGCUAAAAACAGAAGUGGACAGAUUGACAGAGAGCCAAUCACAGCACUCAGAGAAAAGUGAAGGACUUCAGCAGAGAGUGAAUGAACUCAAGAGCUCAUUCAGCUCUGCCCAACUGGAAUUAAGUCAAUGGAUGACAAGAUACGAUUCACUGAUGGAACAACACCAGGGCCUGGAUCUUACAAUGACCAAACUAGACAACCACUGUGAGCUGCUGAGUCGACUGAAAGGGAACCUGGAAGAGGAGAACCACCACCUCCUGAGUCAGAUCAACCUGCUGAGUCAGCAGAACCACACUCUGCUGGAGAGGAGCAUGGAGAGCAAAGAGCUCUAUCACCAGGAGCAGAAAUUAUACAUCGACAAGUUGAAUUCUCUUCGUCGGCAAAAGGAGAAACUAGAAGAAAAGAUCAUGGACCAAUACAAGUUCUACGACCCAACACCUAAAAAGAGGAGUCAGUGGUCUGGAGCCAAAGCUUUAGUCAAACUGAUCAAACCCCGGAAGGAGAGCAGCAGGGAUAGAGGGGGAGAACGAGAAAAGGAAGGGUGCAAGGAGAAAGACCGAGCAAAGAGUGCCCCAGACAUCCCGCUACCUGCCCCACCCCCACUCCUCCCCCCUGAGUCGCCGCCCCCUCUUCCCCAGCGUACAGGAAGUGACUCCUCGCAAGAGGUUGGCCACGCUCACAGUAACCUCAACAACCACACCAGCAGCCCCCUCCUGGCGUCCCAGAGUCCAGCGCCACUGACACCCAUCAUCAGAGGUUUGACUGACAGGAGCCACAGAGUUUAUCGUAGCAGUACACCCGGGGGCAGCAGUGAAAGUGUCAAUGGAGACGAUGGACACGGACAAGGUCAGACCCAUAAAACUCUGAGCUCCACUCCGAGCCACCAGUUGUCAUCACCAGGCCUAAGCAACAAUUCCAGCUCCAGAAUGGGAGCAGGCCCCGGCCGCAGACCCAGAGGCAUGUUAUUUGAUGAAGACCACAAUACCUCUGACUCUGUGUUUGGUCACCAUGGUAACAUUGGAGGUCGCCCAGGAUCGGCAGACUUCAGCCACAACACCUCCAGCUCCAACUCACCCGUCAAUUGCAGAGACUCACUGGAUUGUCCGGGGCGCUCAGCCAGCCUGUCAAGUGAUGAUGUCAUGGGUCUCAGCCGAUCACAGCAGACUCUGUCGCGUAGCUCCACCCUCCCAUAUGACCACACGCCCCAGAGGGCCCAACCUCAGCGUGGAGGCGUAGUUAAAAUGAAGACACGGUCGUCAUCACCUGGAAGUGAGAUGGUGACGCUGGAAGAGUUUUUACACGAGAGCAACUUACAGUCACCUCCUAUGGUCUCUACAGGAAGCAAGGAGGACUUGAUGACUGAUUAUUUCACCAGAAGUCCCACCCCCUCAGCUCACACUACCAGAGAUCAGGUGACUCCAACCAGCUAUGUCUCGCCCACUGUACAAACCUCCAACCAGAGGCCAGGCCAGAGCGUGAAGCCUUCACCUCGCCAACCAGUGGGCCAGUCUCCAUCCUCAGGCCAGCCUCUCAGCCAGAGAACCACCCCAUCAUUGAGCCGGGCCUUCAGCUUGGCCUCAGCUGAUUUGCUGCGUUCUAGUGGACCAGAUAGUUUCCGCGGAAAUGAUGCUUCUCCUGGCCAAUCCGAUGUGGUAGUUCGACGGCAAGGAGGAGGAGUAAAUGGGAGAGAACGGCCACUCUCUGCCCAUCUGGCUGGUCCAACCAAUCAAAUUGGAGAUAGCAGCUUCCUAAACCUACCCAUUCACCACUCAUCCUCUCUGAAUUUGCAGACAGAGAGAUACACAGAGCGAGAAAGAGAGAGAGGGAGGACUCCUGCAUCCCGGAACGGCCCGUCCUCGUCCUCUUCCUACCACCACCAUGGCGAGGUCGCCAUGGUAACUCCCACCAGGGCAGUGCCAGCAAAACGGACUAAUGAGGCCUCUGAGCACGGGGAGGUGUUAAGAGAGGGCCAGGCGGAUGACUCCUCCCACUUAGAGAAAGAAAGUGAGAGCGCGAGAUGUAGCUCUGUUGAACGCCCAAAAAGCACACCAGCAUCCCCUGACCCCAACAAUGACCCCCAGACAGUGUGGUAUGAGUACGGUUGUGUCUAAUACCUGGAACCAAAUACUCUUAACUGCAGUCUGCAUUAGCUAAAUGCUAGAGCUGUGUGGACUGAGUCAAAACCCUCAGACACAUGUAAUCAGUCAUUGGACUAAAUUCUUUGUCUUGUUGAUAAAUCUUAGAACUUUGAAGCCUGUGGUCAAAUUUUGUUCCAAUACAGCAACAAUCACAGGAAGUCUGUGGACUGGACUUUGUCACAUUUAAAAAC